This is a messenger RNA of Gossypium raimondii (Peruvian cotton), 1878 nucleotides long. RefSeq names its product capsanthin/capsorubin synthase, chromoplastic. Bases 218 to 1711 code for a protein of 497 amino acids. NCBI's taxonomy places the organism in Eukaryota, Viridiplantae, Streptophyta, Magnoliopsida, Malvales, Malvaceae. Gene Ontology annotation, molecular function: oxidoreductase activity, acting on paired donors, with incorporation or reduction of molecular oxygen. The transcript has a single exon. The record is from RefSeq and is a predicted model, not a curated record. Gene Ontology annotation, biological process: carotenoid biosynthetic process.
AUAUUUCCAACUCUAUCUAACCAACCCAUAUGCUCCAAAACCAAAAACCUCUCACAGAUGGAAGCAUCUGUAAGUGGCAUUUAUAAUGGAGGCCAAAACAUGACAACAUAAACUAUUCUAUAUCACAUGCUUCAUUAAAUGCCAAAUUUAUCACUUGUUCCAGCCGUUUCAAAACAAUUCAUUUCUCUCUGUAUCCACUUCCCUUUUCCUCCGAUUCAUGGGAACCUUGGUUGGGCCAGUUUUAUCAGCUUUGACAACCAGCAAGUAUCGACCACUCUUCCCUUCUCCCACUGCUUCUCUUCCUUCUUCAAAACCCCAUUUAACAACAUCAAGGAAGAUUCAUCAUCAUGAGAUCAACACCAGCAGGUUUGGUAACUUCCUCCACUUAAAACCAGAGUCGAAACCCGGGUGCUUAGAUUCCGAUCUUCCAUGGUUCAACCCUUCGGAUCGGCCGUGCUUCGAUGUCAUCAUUAUCGGCACUGGACCCGGUGGUCUCCGGCUCGCCGAGCAAGUAUCCCAAUACGGAAUCAAGGUAUGUUGUGUGGAUCCUUCACCGCUUUCGUUUUGGCCUAAUAAUUAUGGAGUGUGGGUGGAUGAGUUUGAGAGCUUAGGACUAGUGGAAUGUCUAGACAAGAUAUGGCCUAUGACUUGUGUCUAUAUUGAUGAUCAUAAGACCAAGUAUUUAGACCGGCCUUAUGGUAGGGUCUCUAGGAAGAUACUCAAGACAAAGUUGUUGGAGAAUUGUGUCUCAAAUUCUGUUAAAUUUCAUAAAGCUAAGGUUUGGCAAGUGAAACAUGAGGAAUUCGAGUCUACCAUUCAGUGCGAUGAUGGCGGUGAGCUUAAGGCGAGCUUAAUCGUAGAUGCUAGCGGUUUCAGUAGCAGUUUCGUUGAGUAUGAUAAACCUAGGAACUAUGGGUAUCAAAUUGCUCAUGGUAUUUUAGCUGAGGUUGAUAGUCAUCCUUUUGACUUGGAUAAGAUGGUUCUCAUGGAUUGGAGAGAUUCCCAUUUAGGAAACGAACCUUAUUUACGGGUUAACAACUCGAAGUUAGCAACGUUUCUAUAUGCAAUGCCAUUCGAUUCGAACUUAAUAUUUUUGGAAGAGACUUCUCUGGUUAGUCGACCUGUGCUAUCUUAUUCAGAGAUCAAGAGAAGGAUGGAAGCAAGGCUUAGGCAUCUAGGAAUUAGAGUUAGGAGAGUGAUAGAAGAUGAGAAGUGUUUGAUUCCAAUGGGUGGUCCUCUCCCUAGAAUCCCUCAAAAUGUAAUGGCUAUAGGUGGGAUUUCUGGGGUAGUCCAUCCAUCGACUGGGUACAUGGUGGCUCGGACAAUGGCGUUAGCGCCACUCGUGGCGGAGGCUAUUGCAGAAUGUCUUGGUUCGACGAGGAUGAUACGAGGGAGACCGCUUUACCAUAAAGUAUGGAACGGAUUGUGGCCGAUUGAGAGGAGACUUAGCAGAGAAUUUUGCUGUUUUGGCAUGGAAACCUUGCUGAAGCUUGACUUAGUGGGAACAAGGAAUUUCUUUGAAGCAUUCUUUGAUUUGGAUCCAUAUUAUUGGCAUGGGUUCCUCUCUUCAAGGCUGUCUCUUCAUGAACUUGCUUCUUUUAGCUUGUCUUUGUUCGGACAUGCCUCCAAUUCUUCCAGGCUUGAUAUUAUGUCAAAAUGCCCUGUUCCUUUGGUUCGAAUGUUGGGAAAUCUAGCUCUCCAAGUCAUUUAGUGAUGGAAGAUUUGAUCAAUGAGUGCACCAUUUUGUAUGCUUUCUUUUUCUUUCUUUCUUAUGUGGGAAUGUAUGAAAUUAUUUGAAUGCUCUGGAUCACCUUUUAAGCACAUUUUUUGAUGUAAAAUAUACUAAAAUUUUAUGAAUGAAUUGAUUAUAACUUUUAA